Messenger RNA from Prorocentrum cordatum, 783 nucleotides. NCBI's taxonomy places the organism in Eukaryota, Dinophyceae, Prorocentrales, Prorocentraceae. The record is from the annotation of a GenBank genome assembly.
AGCCGUUUUGGCUCAAGGGAUAACAUCUGCAGCCUCCGACGAUCCACCUGCACCAGUGAGGCUAAAGAUCUGUAGCCAUGGGCCGCAUGUAUGGCAAGGGUAAGGGCAUCUCCUCCUCAGCGGCACCGUAUCGCCGCAGGCCUCCCACCUGGCUGAAGAUGAAGUCUGAGGACGUCGUGGAUCACAUCUGCAAGCUCGCCAAAAAGGGCCUGACGCCAUCCCAGAUCGGAGUGACCCUGCGCGACAGCUUCGGGGUGCCGCAGGUGAGGUACGUUUCUGGUAACAAGAUCCUGCGGAUCCUCAAGCUGAACGGCAUGGCACCAGAGCUGCCCGAGGACCUGUACUACCUCAUAAAGAAGGCGGUCGCGAUUCGCAAGCACCUGGACAAGAACCGCAAGGACAAGGACUCCAAGUUCCGCCUGAUUCUGGUUGAGAGCAGGAUCCACCGCCUGGCCAGGUACUACAAGCGGGUCAAGUCGCUCCCGGCCACCUGGAGGUACGUGUCCGCCACGGCGUCCACGCUGGUGGCGUGAGCGGGGCGGCGUUCGGUGCGGGCGCCGCAGGAGAUGCUCGACCCACGGCCACGUCCUCGUCCAACUUCGUCCUCGUCCCUGACUCCGUCGUCGUCCUCUUCCUCCUCCUCCAUGUCGUCCGUCUUCCCCUCUUCUCCGUCCUUCUCCGCAUCCUCCUGCUCCCACGAGUUUGGUCUCUCGCACGCGAUGCUAUCUGAGGAUCAUUGCCCGACUGGCCAUGAUCCGGCGACGUGAAGCAAUGCUGGAACAA